Molecule: messenger RNA, 5246 nt
Organism: Sesamum indicum (sesame)
Lineage: Eukaryota; Viridiplantae; Streptophyta; Magnoliopsida; Lamiales; Pedaliaceae
Source: RefSeq, a predicted model, not a curated record
UUUGUGUAUAGCUUUUUCUCAUCACCAUUUCCCCAAUUUCCUUCCCUUAUUUCCAGACACACACAGUGAAACACGCACAAAACACACACACAUUCACAUUUCCGAAUCAAAUCAAAAUCAAAUCUGAUUCCUCUAAACGUCAAGCAGGUUUCAAAAUUUCCCCUAAAGAUCCCAAAUUCCACACACACUGUUCACGCACUCAUCCCACAAUUUUUUCUGCUCCAACAAGAAUAUUUUUUAUUUUUUUUAAAAAACAAAGGAUAAACAAACCCUUUAUCCGCCCUCCGAUAAUUUGACGAUCUUAUACUUUCUCCUCUUUCUCUCCCUAGGAUUUCUUUUCGUCCAAGAAGAAAAUCGGAUAUUUUUUGCUGAAGCUUUAUCUGAUUUUUGUUGGCAUUGGGGCGAUUAUAUUUGAAACUCUUGAAGCGAGUUUCAUUAGGGUUUUGUUUCAGAUUAGUUGAUCAACUAUCUAUUUGUCUGGGUAUUCUUGCUAGUUUAUGUUUUUGGGGACAAUAGAAGGUUCUGUAUUGAGGUUUUGAAUAGUUAGUAUUGAAUGCUAUUGUGCGUGUAAAUAUAUAACAUUAUCUGGUGUUAAGUUGCGCCUUUAGUGUCUUCGUCUCUCCGUUUAGGAUUCCAUUUAGCUUUAGAGCAUCUUAUAUACUGGUGGAAAAUUGCAUUUCUUUGCUGCAGACUACAUUUCGAGGGUGGUUCUGAAGGAAGGUUGGGUUUUUAGCUUGAAUUGGAAGAAUUUUUUUGGGUCUUUUGUAGUUCUAGUUAGGGUGUUGACAAGGUAGUAGUGUAUGGGAGAAAAUGACGGAUGGGCUGAGCCAGGUAGGGCAUUGCCAAAUGGGCUUUUGCCUGGGGCAGGCCCAGUAAUGCGGGCCCUCGAUACAGACCGAUGGUCGAGAGCAGAGGAGAGGACUGCAGAGCUUAUUGCCUGCAUCCAGCCUAACCCGCUAUCUGAGGAGCGUAGGAAUGCUGUUGCAGAUUAUGUGCAGCGACUCAUUAUGAAGUGCUUCCCCUGUCAGGUCUGUACCUUUGGUUCUGUACCCUUGAAGACGUAUCUACCCGAUGGGGACAUUGAUUUGACUGCUUUCAGUCAUGAUCAGAAUCUGAAAGAUGCAUGGGCCAAUCAAGUUCGAGAUAUGCUGGAGAAUGAAGAAAAGAAUGAGAAUGCUGAAUUUCAUGUGAAGGAGGUUCAGUACAUCCAAGCAGAAGUGAAAAUAAUUAAAUGUCUUGUGGAAAACAUUGUGGUGGACAUAUCUUUUAAUCAAGUUGGUGGAUUAUGUACACUCUGCUUCCUUGAUGAGGUUGAUAACCUAAUAAAUCAGAAUCAUCUGUUCAAGCGUAGUAUAAUCUUGAUCAAGGCUUGGUGCUACUAUGAAAGCCGUAUAUUGGGUGCUCAUCAUGGACUCAUAUCUACCUAUGCCCUGGAGACCUUAGUUCUUUACAUCUUUCACGUGUUCAACAAUUCCUUUCAUGGACCUCUUGAGGUUCUUUACCGUUUUCUGGAGUUUUUCAGCAACUUUGACUGGGACAAUUUUUGUGUUAGCUUAUGGGGACCUGUACCUAUUAGUUCCCUACCCGAUGUAACAGCGGAACCUCCUCGAAAGGACAGUGGAGAAUUGCUACUUAGCAAGUUGUUUCUUGAUGCUUGUAGCUCCGUUUAUGCUGUUUUCCCUGGUGGCCAGGAAAAUAAUGGACAACCAUUUAUUUCAAAGCAUUUCAAUGUAAUUGAUCCGUUACGUGUAAACAACAACCUUGGACGUAGUGUUAGUAAAGGAAACUUUUUUAGGAUUCGAAGUGCAUUUGCUUUUGGAGCUAAAAGACUGGCUAGAUUGCUUGACUGCCCAAGAGAAAACUUAAUCGGUGAAGUUAAUCAGUUCUUCAUGAACACAUGGAAGAGGCAUGGGAGUGGUAAUAGGCCUGAUGCACCUAUUGUUGAUCCAUGGUGCAUGAGAUUAUCAACUCCAGAUGGUGUCCAUGAAUUUGGUAAUUCUAAUAAGACUACUAGUGGGAAUAAUAUAAAUGAAAACUCUUCCGCUCAUGAGAUGGAGGACAAGGGGAGUCGUGGCCGUGGUGUAUCCUCUCAACACGGUAAAAUUUCAGCUAGAAUGUUGCCAAUGACAAGUGAGCUGUCUGCAGCGUCUCACAUGCAAAACCUAAAAAGUCAAAAUGUAAACAGUUUGCGGGCCACUGAUCAAAUUGGAAGAGACAAUGCGUCUGAUCAGAUUUUACUUAAUGAUGAAGUUCAGAGAGACCUGAAAGCUGAUCAUUUAGUGAAUGACACUCAGGGACGUUUUCUUUUUGCUCGAACACGCUCUAGUCCUGAACUUACUGAUGCAUAUGGUGAAGUGUCGUCUCAAAUACGGCGUAAUAGACAAGCAGAAACUGCAAAUGCUCAUGCCACUUCUGCUAGGCUGGAUGCUAGUAAUAGGAGGAAGAAUCUUGGAUCUGAAAGCUUGGCAAGUCACACCACUCGUUCUUCAGUUGAAGAUACUUCAUCUGCGAGACAUGUUACAUCCCAACAAAGUCUCGAUGCUGCUGGUACCGACUCCAAUAGUGGUUCAAAUAGCUAUCACCAGGAUUUGCGGUUAGAUGCCUUGAAUGAAGAAUUUUCAUCCACCUCUGGAGCACAGCUAAUGCACCAGGAAGAACAAGAUAUUGUGAACAUGAUGGCAUCUGCCUCACUUCAAGGUUUCAAUGGACAACUUCAUGUUCCAUUCAAUUUAAAUUCAGCUCAUCUACCUUUCUCAAUCCCUCCUUCCUUUCUUGCUUCAAUGGGAUACACUCAACGAAAUCUGCCCGGAUUUGUUCCGACAAAUAUUCCUCUGAUUGAUCCAUCCUUUUCAAAUAUGCAAUUUCCUCAUGGUUUAGUGUCACCACAAUUGACUCAUUAUUUCCCAGGCAUUGGGCUGAAUUCACCGUCUGAAGCUCCAUUUGAUAGAAACAAUGAUGGUUUUGCUUCUGUGGAGAUGAACUCCGAAGAAGUUGAUAAUGAUUUUUGGCAGGAGCAAGAUGUCAGCUCCACCAGUGGCUACGAUCCUGAGAAUGGAAAUUUUGACAUGCUCCAGUCGGAUGAUAAACCACCGGCCUUGGUGUCUGGUUUAAAGUAUGUUCCUCCACCUCGAGUAAGUGGCUCUGCUAGUGGUACAAGAGUUCAGCAGAAGCAUACAAGGGAAAAGCGUGCGUCAGCGCGGCAAAGCAGUGACAGUUUCCCUAUCCAGGAUGAUAGAGGUAGUGAGGUUUAUGCAGAGGAAAGAUCAGCAAGUUCAAGGUUUUCAUCAGCUACUCAUAGUAAUUCUUUCAGGAGCAGAACUUCUUCGGAGAGCUCCUGGGAUGGAUCAUCAGUGAAAACCCCUAAAUCUAUGAAAGAAAAACGGGGAAAGAAAGUAGCUUCUAUGGAUCUAUCUACUGGUCAUGGAAAAGGCAAAAUUAUGUCUGACCAUGUCCUUGAUCAGGCAGAGGACGAUGACCGCGAAUGGGGUUUAUUAUCAAACAUUGGGACUGAAACAGUAGAAAGGAACCCUGGGUCCGAACCGCUUGCUUCUUUGCAGGGUCCUAGGCGCCAUAUGACUGGCUUUGAAGUUGCUCAGACAAGUGGAUCAGACUCAAUGAUCCCUUUUGCCCCAAUGCUUAUUGGUCCUGGCUCGAGACAAAGAAUGAAUGAUAAUUCUGGGCUUAUUGCAUUCUACCCUACUGGGCCACCAAUUCCAUUUCUAACAAUGCUUCCAGUGUACAAUAUCCCACCUGAGACUGGUACUUCUGAUGCAUCAACUGGCCAUGUUGGAGGUGAUGAAAACUUGGAUAAUAAUGAAUCUGGGCAGAGCUUUAAUCCUGAAGGAUUUGAGCAUCCAGAGGAUCUAAAUCCUUCAAGUUCUUCAAGAGUGACAAUUACUACUGAGUCAUCUGAAAAGAAAAAAUCUGAUAUUCUUAAUAGUGACUUUGCAAGCCAUUGGCAAAAUUUACAAUUUGGAAGGCUCUGUCAAAAUCCACGGUACCAUGGGCCUCUACUCUAUCCUUCACCUGUAAUGGUCCCUCCUGUUUAUCUUCAGGGCCGAUUUCCAUAUGAUAACCCUGGUAGGCCACUCACAACUAAUACGAGCCUCUUCUCUCAGCUUAUGACGAGUUAUGGCCACCGUGUGGUCCCCAUGGCUCCCCUCCAAUCAGUUUCGAGUAGACCUCCCAAUAUGUAUCAGCGCUACAUGGAUGAUAUGCCAAGAUAUCGCAGUGGGACUGGCACUUACCUGCCUAAUCCUAAAGUUUCUGUCCGGGAACGUCAUUCUUCCAGUACCAGAAGGGGAAGUUAUAACCAUGAUAGGAAUGAUAACUAUGGUGAUAGGGAGGGGAACUGGAACACUACAAAGUCGCGAGCUGCUGCACGCAGCCAUAGCCGCAGCCAAGCUGAUAAAUCAAACUCAAGAGCUGAUCGUUCGUCUUCUAGUGAGAGCCGAGCUGACCGAUCAUGGAACUCAUACAGACAUGACUCAGUCCCUUCUUACCAGUCACAGAGUGGCCCAUUGAACUCAAAUUCUAGUCAAAAUGGUCCCCAAAAUGUGGCAUACAGCAUGUAUCCUUUAGCAGCCACAAAUCCCGCAGGACUUUCCAAUGGUCCUUCUGUUCCACCUGUUGUGAUGCUAUAUCCAUUUGAUCAUAGUGCUGCCUAUGGUUCUCAUGGUGAACAGCUUGAGUUUGGUUCUCUUGGUCCAGUAGGCUUGCCAGGUAUGGAUGAGCAAUCACAGCUAAAUGAGGGAACUCGAGCUAGGACAUUCGAGGACCACAGACUUCAUGGAAGCUCUGGGCUCCGGUCUUCACCAGAUCAGCCAUCUUCCCCUCAUCACCAGAGGAGGUUUUGAUGAGUUUCCAGCACUGUAGCUUAGAGGAACAAUCAGUUGAAGGAUGAGGAUGUUCAGCAUUUUAUUUGUCAGUGGAAGUUGCGGUGGAAUGGUGUUUUGCCCUGUUCCGCUAAUUUUGCCUUGGUUUUUACAUGAUAAAGCUGAGUUUCCACCUGACCUUUUAUAUUUUGCACAAGAGUGGUUCGCAUUUAGCAUGGUUCUUGUAUGUAAAACAGCUAGCCAACAUUGGAUCAUCAUCCCGCUCGAGACCUGGAAGCAUGGAAGGAAGACUUAGGAGUUGAUUAGAUUUUUCACCUUUUCAUUGCCUUUUUCUGUCAUUAGCCUAUUACACAUUGUAAUGUCAUUGAACUAGAAGUAGUGUUUUAAUAUAAUUUUAUUACUAGGAAAUUU